CUGAGGAAAGGAAACCUUGCUUGCUAUAAAAAUCAGCCCAUUUCAGAGCAGACGCAGAGCAGAUAAAGACAUGGACCCCGUGACAGCUGUGUGCAGUGCUGCAGGAGCAGUAGGUGCUGUAGUCGCUGCUCCUGCUCUUCUGGGAGCUGCUGGUUUCACCUCAGCAGGAAUAGCUGCAGGCUCCUACGCUGCAGGCAUGAUGUCGUCUGCUGCAGUUGCUAAUGGAGGAGGAGUGGCAGCUGGAAGUGUGGUGGCUGUUUUGCAGUCAGCAGGUGCAGCUGGUCUGUCAGCUACUGUUGGUGCUGCUGUGGCUGGUGCUGGAGCAGCAGUGGGAUGGUUGGCGAGUUUCAUCAGCUGAAAAUCAUGAAGAACUCAUAUAUUUGCUUUAUCCAUCUUUUUCAUGCCUAAAGAUGAAUAAAAAU
Messenger RNA from Pelmatolapia mariae (spotted tilapia), 422 nucleotides. RefSeq names its product interferon alpha-inducible protein 27-like protein 2A. NCBI's taxonomy places the organism in Eukaryota, Metazoa, Chordata, Actinopteri, Cichliformes, Cichlidae. Gene Ontology annotation, cellular component: membrane; mitochondrion. The transcript has 4 exons. The coding region runs from base 71 to 358 and encodes 95 amino acids. Gene Ontology annotation, biological process: apoptotic signaling pathway. The record is from RefSeq and is a predicted model, not a curated record.